GGGAGGGGAGUGGGGACCUGAGGUUUUGGGCCCCCUGAGAAGCUGAAGAUACCACCACCACCACACAGCCCCCCGCUGCGGGGGGACAACCUGUCCUGGGCAAAAGGGAGGAGGGGUAUGGCACAGCUGUGUGACCUUGGAUACGUUCCUCUAAUUCUCUAUUCCCUUAGGCUCAGGAGCCUCACCUUGAUCCAGACCUCCUUCGGCUGUGGUCACCCUGGGACUGCAGCUGGGAACAAGAGGGACACAGAUGUGACUAGACAGGGACCCUAGCUGUACCCUUGCCAGAGCUUAGCAGUCAUCAUCCAAAGAUCUGGGUACGGAGGCCCAGGAGCCAUGGGCGACUGGGGCUUCCUUGAGAAGCUGCUGGACCAGGUCCAGGAGCACUCGACCGUGGUGGGCAAGAUCUGGCUGACGGUCCUUUUCAUCUUCCGCAUCCUCAUCCUGGGCCUGGCUGGCGAGUCAGUGUGGGGCGACGAGCAGUCGGAUUUCGAGUGUAACACGGCCCAGCCAGGCUGCACCAACGUCUGCUACGACCAGGCCUUCCCCAUCUCCCACAUCCGCUACUGGGUGCUGCAGUUCCUCUUCGUCAGCACGCCCACCCUGGUCUACCUGGGCCACGUCAUUUACCUGUCUCGGCGCGAGGAGCGGCUGCGGCAGAAAGAGGGGGAGCUGCGGGCACUGCCGGCCAAGGACCCACGCGUGGAGCGGGCACUGGCAGCCAUAGAGCGACAGAUGGCCAAGAUCUCGGUGGCGGAGGACGGUCACCUGCGGAUCCGCGGGGCGCUGAUGGGCACCUAUGUGGCCAGCGUGCUCUGCAAGAGUGUGCUAGAGGCAGGCUUCCUGUACGGCCAGUGGCGUCUCUAUGGCUGGACCAUGGAGCCUGUGUUCGUGUGCCAGCGCUCACCCUGCCCCUACCUCGUAGACUGCUUUGUCUCACGCCCCACGGAGAAGACUAUCUUCAUCAUCUUCAUGCUGGUGGUUGGACUCAUCUCCCUGGUGCUCAACCUGCUGGAGCUGGCGUACCUGCUGUGCCGCUGCCUCAACCGGGGGAUGAGGGCCCGGCAGAGCCAGGACAUGCCCCCAGCCCAGGGCACCUCCUCGGAGCCUUAUCCUGACCAGGUCUUCUUCUACCUCCCCAUGGGUGAGGGCCCCUCAUCCCCGCCAUGCCCCACCUACAAUGGGCUCUCGUCCAGUGAGCAGAACUGGGCCAACCUGACUACGGAGGAGAGGCUGGCUUCUUCCAGACCCCCCCUCUUCCUGGACCCGCCCCCCCAGAGUGGCCGGAAAUCCCCCAGUCGCCCCAGCAGCUCUGCUUCCAAGAAACAGUAUGUAUAAGAGCCCGGGAAGUCUUGCUGCCUUCAGUGUAAGACUCUGCAGAGAUGACUGGGGCUGGGGAAGCAGGUGCUUGCUGGCCAGAAGGCCUCACUGCAUGUUGUUCUUGAACACCUGGGGCCUUCCUGGUGACCAGAGGGCACCAUAGUUUCCCCUCCAGAAUGUGGCUUUGUCCCAGGCACAGGCAGAGGCAGCUUGGGGUGCUCUUGGCCAAGGGUGUUUGGGCCCUGUGGUCUUUUUCACCGUGUUCAAAGGGACUCGGAGACAACUUACUCCACCCCCACCCCCGUGGAAGAUUCACCUCUGCCCAGGUUGUCCACACACCCUGUCCUCACAGAAAAAGGCUGGUCGAGGCUGCUGGGUCAGCCUUGGUCCCACACACAGACAGAGCCUGUGCUGGAUCUGGCCCUGUCAAGGGGCCUGGGGUCUUGUUCUCAUCACUCCUUCCUAGUUCUGCUGUUUAUCCUUCUAAAAUAAACAGGACUUGACCACAA
Messenger RNA from Eubalaena glacialis (North Atlantic right whale), 1829 nucleotides. RefSeq names its product gap junction protein alpha 4 (gene GJA4). The record is from RefSeq and is a predicted model, not a curated record. The transcript is spliced from 2 exons. Gene Ontology annotation, biological process: cell communication. NCBI's taxonomy places the organism in Eukaryota, Metazoa, Chordata, Mammalia, Artiodactyla, Balaenidae. The coding region runs from base 337 to 1338 and encodes 333 amino acids. Gene Ontology annotation, cellular component: connexin complex.